AUGGCGUCUCCUCUUGGGUUCGGCGGCUCUCCCGCCCAUUCAGAGAGCUUCUCUAGUCCCAAUCCCAUUCCAAUUACUCCCCCAGUCCGAAGGAAACCUCUUCCGCAUAAUGGUGAUCCAGUGACUUCGGGCCCUGACCACCCCUCCUCUCCCAUUUCGCUCGAGGGAGAUAAACCCACUUCAAUUCCCACUGCACCCGUGUCCAGACCACUAUCCCCUUUGUCGGUGGAUGGGGACUCAAAUAUAUCAGUACAAAAGAACCCGAACAGAGUUUGGAAGACUAAUCGCGUGCCUCUGUCCCACCUCCCCAGAUAUUCCCGAGGACGGCACCCUAUCCAACCCCUACACAUAGAUACCGCCGCCUCCCGCCACGGCUCCGCUUCGUACUUGAGAUCCGUUCUUGAGGACGACGACGACGACGAAGACGAGGGUCCUGAUUACUUUGACGAAGAAUACGAACACCAUCGUCUAGAUAGCGAACCGUUCAUCCCGGUCCUCAAAUCCCCUCCUCCAACGAAACGAUCGUCACGACGGGCAACGAGUAUGGCAUUACAUCCGCCUAUGAACAGACCACCUCCGUUACAUAUUGACGUAGACCCGCGUUCGGUGUCAAUGUCAAUGGGUGCCGGAGAUCCAAGACACCCAAAAACCCCUGGAAACAAGAUCAGCUCCUUCUUCGGCUGGAAGGCAGCGAAUAAUAAUACAGUUACAUCCCCUGGAGGCGAAUCAUCGAGCACCGAGAUCUCGGACUCGGGUCGAUCAGCCAUGCCUUCCCCCAUGCCACCAUUAGCAAACGUCCCUUUCAAACCCGGCUCUCCAUACGAUCCGAAGACCAAUGGAUAUGGGGCGCGGACCCCUUCCCUGGGGGCUUCGAGUUUAAAGGAAAGUAUAUUUACGUCGAAGCUGGCAGAGAUUGAGAAUGAAUUACGAGAGAUAAGCUCCGAAUUGGCGGGAUCUAUCCGCCGAGAAAUGGAACUGGAGGAUCUAGUCGAACGGCUACAAUUAGAAGGUCCGGACGUCAAUCGACGCACCAGUGACUAUUUCUCAGACUCGGGUACUAGUUCUGUUCGCUAUGCCUCAGAUCCUGGGAAGAACGAAGAUAUCGAAAAGAUUCGCCGCGCUGCAGAGCAAGAACGCGCACAGCUCAAGGUCGAAUUAUCGCAGAAGUUACAGGAGGAGCGGUCUCAGCGGUUGGCAUCAGAGUCGCAUGUUCAAAUCUUGGAAUCCCAAGUUCAACAGCUUCGACGCGAGAGAACGGAUCUGUCUGAUUUAUCGUCAAAAAACAAGGAACUCGAAACCGCACUGGAAAAUACCAAACGAAAGCUGCUUGAAGAGCGGCAAUCCAAAGAUAACUUCGAGGACCUACUUACUGCCAUGCGAGUAGAGUUGGAACAAUUGCGUAAUGAUCGAGAUCAACUUCGAGACAACAGUCUCGUGGAGGAAAUUGAAGCUUUAAAAAUCGAAAAUGCCUCUUUAGCUCAGCUGCAGGGUGGUCGAUUCGCUUCGAUCGCCGAGGAAGGUGGCUCACCCAGAAAUUCGGCAUUUGGGGUAUCACGAUCGAGCUCCAUUGCACGCAAGCCCAGCGGCUUAGCUCGCUCAGGCUCACUCUCUCGGUCUAACUCGGUCAAUAAUAAUAACAGCGGUGGUAAAUCACCAGAAACACGUGAAUCAUUGGUUGAUAAGGUUCAUGAUAUCGAGGUUCAACGCGAUGCCCUCCACCGGACAUUGCGGAGCCUCCUCGAUCGCCAGGCAUACCAAGCCCGCGAAUACGAGAAGCGUACUCGUAUCCUGGAAAUGGAGCUUGCUCAAGCCCAGCAAUCCGGUCAGCCACGGAAAUUGGGCUACGAGAGAGAUGUGCGGAACCUGCGUGACGAGUGGCAAUGCGAGAAGAACCUCGCUGGUCUCAAGAUGGACUUGGACCGUGCCGAGCAGGAGACCAGCUCCCUACGUGCGCUUCUUCUGGAGGACACUGCUGCCGGUGCAGAGUUGACGACCGGCCAAGAAGGCUUUGCCGAGGUCGUGACCACAUCCUCUUCCCUGCAAUCCGCAUUCCAGCAAUUGCAGGCUGAUCGAGCUGAGGCUGAGGCGGGUGUUGCAGAUUCGGAAGAGCUCGCUUCCUCCCUUGCCCGGACUGAGGCACUGGGCAGCAAGGUCGAUUACCAGCUUCAGAACAACGCCUCUUUGCAUGCCCGUUUAGCAGCGGCCAUUGAUAAGGGUGACAAAGAUCAGCAAAUCUCGGUUGAACGGAUCAAUGUUCUGCAGAACCGCAUGAGGGAGCUGGAGGAAGUUCUUUUGGUUGCGCAAAACCACUCCGAAGAAGAGAUGGGCAAGCACGAGGAAGAAAUUCGUUUGCUGAAGGAAAGCCAGCAUGCCCAGCUCACUCGGAUGAUGAAUGGCGGACGCAGCACAGUCGGCCUCUCCCCGCGGCCGCCAAACGCACCAUUCGAUUCUCGCUCGCCGCGUCUAGACCAGACCACGAGCGGCCAAGGUGUACCCUUGACCGAGGUUGUCCAGGCCGAAAUCCUCGAGCGACGAGUGAAAGAUCUCGAGAAACUCCUCCGUGAUGCGGAUAUGGAGAUGGAGCAAGUGGUUGGACGGAUGAACCGUACGCAGAUCGAUGUGGCUCAGCUUCAAACUGACAGAGACGACGCUCUCCGCCAGACCCGCCAACUCCAGACCGAGAUCCAAGCCGAGCGUGACGCCCUCAGAGGGCUCAUUAACGCCCUGUAA
This is a messenger RNA of Penicillium mononematosum, 2730 nucleotides long. RefSeq lists its product as uncharacterized. Bases 1 to 2730 code for a protein of 909 amino acids. The record is from RefSeq and is a predicted model, not a curated record. The transcript is spliced from 6 exons. Lineage: Eukaryota; Fungi; Ascomycota; Eurotiomycetes; Eurotiales; Aspergillaceae.